Molecule: messenger RNA, 4398 nt
Organism: Dunckerocampus dactyliophorus (ringed pipefish)
Lineage: Eukaryota; Metazoa; Chordata; Actinopteri; Syngnathiformes; Syngnathidae
Product: bile salt export pump-like
Exons: 27
Coding region: 144-4133 (1329 amino acids)
Biological process (GO): transmembrane transport
Cellular component (GO): membrane
Molecular function (GO): ATP binding; ATP hydrolysis activity; ABC-type transporter activity
Source: RefSeq, a predicted model, not a curated record
GCUCCAUGUCCUCCAGCUACCUUUCAGUUCCGUCAGAAACUACAUACACGGCCACCGUGAGCUGUAAAACAACAUCCUCCUGAAUGAACCUAUGUUCCUGCGAGAACGAUGUUAUGAUCAAAACUGGAACCAUCUAGAGGAGCAUGACAGCAACCAAGGAACAUGAGAAAGCUCAAGCGAACAAGGAGCUACCCGCAGUAAGAGUUGGCUUCUUUCAGCUGUUUCGUUUCGCUACAUGCAACGAGGUGGCGAUGAUGGUGGUGGGUAGCGUGUGCGCCGUGCUGCACGGCUCAGCCCAGCCUCUCAUGCUGCUGGUGUUCGGCCUGCUCACGGACACCUUCAUCGAGUACGACAUUGAGCUGAACGAGCUGAGCGACGAGCGGAAGGAAUGCGUGAACAACACCAUCCAGUGGAAGAAGAACUACACGGAUACACUCAUGCAGGGCAUGAACCAGUCACACAUAAGCGCCACCAACUAUUCCAGCUGGGAGACACUGGCGCCACUGAGGGACAGGUCAUGUGGGCUCCUCAACAUUGAAUAUGAAAUGACCUUAUUUGCCUUCUAUUAUGUCGGAAUUGGAGCAGCUGUGUUCAUUUUGGGAUAUAUUCAGAUCUCCUUGUGGGUAACUGCUGCUGCCAAGCAGAUUCAGCUUAUUAGGAAAAUCUACUUCAGCAAAGUGAUGAGGAUGGAGAUUGGCUGGUUCGACUGCACCUCGGUGGGCGAGCUCAACACGCGCAUGUCUGAUGACAUCAACAAGAUCAAUGACGCCAUUGCGGACCAAGUCGCUAUUUUUAUGCAGCGUUUCACCACCUUUGUGUGCGGCUUCUGCGUAGGCUUUGUGAAAGGAUGGAAGCUGACGCUGGUGAUCGUGGCAGCGAGUCCGCUGAUUGGCUUUGGAGCAGGUCUCAUGGCUCUGUUUGUGGCUAAGCUGACAGGUAAGGAGCUGCAGGCCUAUGCUAAAGCUGGAGCCAUUGCAGACGAGGUCCUCUCCUCGAUCAGGACGGUGGCUGCUUUUGGCGGAGAGAAAAAAGAGGUGCAACGCUACGACAAGAACCUGGUGUCAGCACAGCGCUGGGGCAUUAGGAAGGGUGUGAUCGUGGGCUUUUUCACUGGAUACAUGUGGCUGAUUAUCUUCCUGUGCUACGGCCUGGCCUUCUGGUAUGGCUCCAGUCUGGUGGUGGAUACAGAGGAGUACACACCAGGGACACUUCUGCAGGUCUUCUUUGGUGUUCUGAUUGCAGCCAUAAAUUUGGGUCAGGCUUCACCAUGUCUGGAAGCAUUCGCUGCAGGCCAGGCAGCUGCCACCAUCAUCUUUGAAACCAUUGACAGAGAGCCUGAGAUUGACUGUUUAUCUGAAGCAGGGUAUAAGCUUGAUAGAGUCAAAGGUGACAUUGAGUUUCAUAAUGUCACUUUUCACUACCCUUCUAGGCCGGAGGUUAAGAUCUUGGACCAGCUCAGUGUUACCGUAAAGUCAGGUAUGACCACCGCCUUUGUCGGCCCCAGUGGCGCCGGAAAGAGCACAGCUGUCCAACUCAUUCAACGCUUCUACGACCCUAAAGAGGGGAUGGUGACUCUAGACGGUCAUGACAUCCGCGGGCUGAACAUACAAUGGCUGCGCUCACUCAUUGGCAUUGUGGAGCAGGAGCCUGUGCUGUUUGCCACCACCAUUGCUGAGAACAUACGCUAUGGUCGCCCCGGCGUCUCCAUGGAUGACAUCGUCACCGCUGCCAAAGAGGCCAACGCCUACAACUUCAUCAUGGAUCUGCCCCAGAGAUUCGACACCUUGGUGGGCGAGGGUGGAGGUCAGAUGAGUGGCGGUCAGAAGCAGCGUAUUGCAAUCGCUAGGGCGCUGGUAAGGAACCCUCGCAUCCUGCUGCUGGACAUGGCCACCUCAGCCCUGGACAACGAAAGUGAGGCUGUGGUCCAAGAGGCCUUGGAUAAAGUGAGCAUGGGACGGACCACCAUCUCUAUAGCCCACCGGCUGUCCACCAUAAAGAACGCACAUGUGAUUGUCGACUUUGAACAUGGCCAGGCAGUCGAGAGAGGCAAGCACAGUGAGCUGCUGGACAGGAAGGAUGUCUACUUCACCCUGGUGACCUUGCAAAACCAGGGACUGAAGGCCCUCAGUGAGAAGGCUCGGCAAAUGGCUGAAAAGAUCAGAAAUGUUCAAGAGAAGAUCAGUCUAUCCGGGGCCAGCAGCUACGAGGACAGCAUGGGAGCCUCCAUUCGCCAGAGAUCCAAAUCAGAGCUGUCCAACUUGAUUCCAGAAUCCUCUGUUCCCACUGCUGGAGAGCUCAGCCCCAGAGCCUACGCUGUGUUACAAGCAGACAAAUCCAAAAACGCCAUCCCAGAAGAGGAGGAUGAGGAACCUGUGGAGCCAGCACCAGUUGCUCGGAUCUUGAAGUACAACUUGCCUGAAUGGCCUUACAUGCUUUUUGGAUCUCUUGGGGCUGCUGUGAACGGAGGGAUCAACCCUGUCUAUUCGCUGUUGUUCAGUCAAAUCCUGGCGACUUUCUCGGUUACAGAUCCUGUGGCUCAGAGGAAAGAGAUUGAUCGCAUCUGCUUAUUCUUUGUCAUGAUCGGCAUCAUCUCCUUCUUCACUCAGAUGCUGCAGGGUUAUUGCUUUUCCAAAUCUGGAGAGCUCCUGACCCGCAGGUUACGUCGUCUGGGCUUUCACGCCAUGCUGGUCCAGGAGAUUGGCUGGUUUGAUGAUCACAGGAACAGCCCUGGCGCUCUGACCACACGACUGGCAACCGACGCCUCACAAGUACAAGGGGCUACUGGCUCCCAGAUCGGCAUGAUCGUCAACUCUCUGACCAACAUCGGGGUGGCCAUCCUCAUGUCCUUCUACUUCAGCUGGAAGCUCACGCUGCUCAUCCUGUGCUUCCUGCCCUUCAUCGCUCUAUCAGGUGGUUUCCAGGCCAAGAUGUUUACUGGAUUUGCCAAGCAGGACAAGGAAGCUAUGGAGUCUGCCGGACGGAUUUCAGGUGAAGCCCUGAACAACAUUCGCACCAUCGCUGGUCUUGGGAAGGAGAGGAAUUUUGUGGACAUGUAUAACGCACAGCUGGAUGCUCCAUAUCAGGCAGCCUUGAAGAAGGCUAACGUCUACAGCGCUUGUUACGCAUUCGCCCAUUGUGUCUUCUUCUUGACCACCUCUGCUUCUUAUCGGUUCGGGGGCUACUUAGUACGCCAAGAAGGGCUACAUUUCAGCUUGGUGUUCAGAGUCAUUUCUGCCAUCGUCACCAGUGGCACAGCCUUGGGCAGAGCCUCCUCCUACACCCCUGACUAUGCCAAGGCCAAGAUUUCUGCUGCACGUUUCUUCCAGCUGCUGGACCGCAUACCUCAGAUUAGCGUCAACAGUGACAAGGGAAAUAAAUGGGAUGACUUCCAAGGAAACAUUGACUUCAUUGACUGCAAGUUCACUUACCCAACCCGACCAGACGUCCAGGUCCUCAAUGGGCUGAAUGUGGCGGUGAAGCCCGGCCAGACAUUGGCCUUUGUGGGUAGCAGCGGCUGUGGAAAGAGCACCAGUGUGCAGCUUCUGGAGAGGUUUUAUGACCCCAACAAAGGCAGAGUGCUGAUUGAUGGCCGUGACUCGACUCUCGUCAACGUGUCUUUCCUGAGAUCCAAGAUUGGCAUCGUGUCCCAGGAGCCAAUCUUGUUUGACUGCAGCAUCGCGGAAAACAUCAAGUACGGUGACAACUCACGGGACAUUGGCAUGGACGAGGUCAUCUCCGCCGCCAAGAAAUCGCAGCUCCACGACUUCGUCAUGUCUCUUCCCGAGAAAUAUGACACAAACGUGGGCGCCCAGGGUUCUCAGUUAUCUCGAGGUCAAAAGCAGCGCAUUGCCAUCGCCAGGGCAAUCAUACGUGACCCCAAGAUCCUGCUCCUGGAUGAAGCCACCUCAGCUCUGGACACAGAGAGUGAGAAGACCGUGCAAGCGGCGCUGGACAAAGCUAGGAAGGGCAGGACCUGCAUCGUUAUCGCCCACCGUCUGUCCACCAUUCGGAACUCGGACAUUAUCGCCGUCAUGUCCCGGGGCUACGUGAUCGAGAAGGGAACGCACGACCAGCUUAUGGCCCUGAAUGGAGCCUACUACAAGCUGGUCACCACUGGAGCGCCAAUCAGCUAAUAGCUUUGAGAGUGUAACCCACUGGAAACAAAUGUGAUGAGCUGAGUUAUUGCAUGCAUUGUAUGCUGACGGAACAUCAGAAAGUGACUCUUCACCUUUACAGUAUUUAUUUGUGUGGAAAAGCCCUGUCACACCAAGGGGGAUUGCUGAGGCAUUUCAGGACUAUGGAUCUACGUUGGUAUCUUUGUUUCGCAAGUCACUUGCCAACAUAUAGUGAGAGACUUUGAGAGUUCCCAGCUCAUUACACCAUAAAGGUGGUUUGCGU